GCGGGCAGAGGGAAGGGAAGAUGGCGGAGGAGGAGAAGCUGCCCGCGGGGUGGGAGAAGCGCAUGAGCCGCAGCUCCGGCCGGGUGUAUUACUUUAACCACCUGACGAACGCCAGCCAAUGGGAGCGGCCGAGCGGGGGCGCGCGGGCGGAGCCGGGCCGCGUGCGCUGCUCGCACCUGCUGGUCAAGCACAACCAAUCGCGGCGGCCGAGCAGCUGGAGGCAGGAGCGCAUCACCCGCUCCAAGGAGGAGGCGCUGGAGCUCAUCAACGGUUACAUCCAGAAGAUCAAAUCAGGAGAGGAGGAUUUUGAAUCUUUGGCUUCGCAGUUCAGCGACUGCAGCUCAGCCAAGGCUGGGGGGGAUCUGGGAGCAUUCGGGAGAGGGCAGAUGCAGAAGCCGUUCGAGGACGCCUCGUUCGCGCUGCGGGCCGGUGAGAUGAGCGGCCCCGUGUUCACGGAAUCCGGGAUCCACAUCAUCCUCCGCACGGAGUGAAGUGCCUUGGGAGGGUGGGGCCUCCCGGGAAUCCCGUGGGAAUGGGCGGGAAUCCACGGGGAGCCCGUGGGGAUCCGCGGGAAUCUAUGGAGGCCCUCAGGAAUCCAUGGGGAAGCCACGGGAAUUCGCAGAAAUCCUGGGGGAUCCGUGGAGGUCUGUUGGGAUCUGUAGAAAUCUGUUAACGCUGCAGGAAGCCAUGGGAAUUCUCAGGAACCCACGGGAAUCCACAGGAAAUCCACGUGAGUCCGUGGGAAUCCUCAGGAAAUCCAUGGGAAUCUAUGGAGAUCCAUGGGAAUUCACAGGAAUUCAUGGAAGUCCAUGGAGAUCCAUGGGAGUCUAUGGGAAUCCUCAGGAAUUCACGGGAACUCACGGAAAUCCUCAGGAAUUGAUGGGAAACUAUGGAAAUCCUCAGGAAUCCAUGGGAAUUUAUGGAGGUCCAUGGGAAUCCUCAGGAAUCCACAGGAAAUCCAUGGAAUCCACGGGAAUCCACAGAAAUCCAUGGGAAUCCCGCCCCGCACUUCCCACCAACUCCAGAUCCCACAACUCCUCCAUUAUUCCCUCCUGGGUGGGAGCAAAACCAGAGAAUUCCUGCGGUUUUUGGGAAUGUUGGGUCGGCCGGAGCCGGCUCCUGGUGGUCCCACGGUGGUGGCGGUGACAAUGGCAACAAUGGCGAUGGCCAGCAGUGACAGUGACAGCAAGGACAAUGACAAUGACCAACAGUAGUGAUGGUGAUGAUGACCAUGACCAGCGACCAACAAAGGUGACAAUGACCAAUGGUGGUGACAAUGCCCAGUGAAGGUGACAAUGACCAACGAUGGUGACCAUGACCAUGAGCAACAACCAACAAAGGUGACAAUGACACCAGUGACAAUGAAACCAAUGACAGUGACACUGAUGACGACUACACCGAUGACUAUGACACUGAUGAUGACGCCACCACCGAAGGUGCUGUGGCCAGUGCCAGGCCAGGCCCCUCCCCAACCCCCUGCAUGUUUAUUUAACUCAUUCCUGCUCUUUUCUCCCCAAAAAACGCCCCCGAUCCGAAGGCUCCGCUUGAUUAAAGCCAUUAAUUAAUAAUUACUUGUUAAUAAAUAGCAAAGAUGAGGCAGCUCCCAUGGGGUCCUUCCACAACGUCCGUCCGGAUUAUACUGGGAAUUUCCCGGCACCAUCGCUUGGACUUCAAAAAAACCACUGGAUUUUUGGGGUAAAUUCACAGGAAAUUGGGAAAAAGUGGCUGGAGUUCCGUUUUCCCGCCCUUUCGGAGCCACAGGUUUUCAGUUUGGGGUUAAAAAAAGUUGGAUUUGGGGAGGUUUUUUCCGAGACUUUUCAGUUCUGCUGUUGUUUCUGCUUUGUUCAGUGGGAAAAAAACAGGAAAAAUCCCAAAAAUCCCAGCUUGGAUCCGUGCAAAAAUUCCCAAAAAAGCUGUAAAGCCCCAGCUCUUUUCCUGCAGAAAUAAAUCCCCCUCCAGUGGAA
Melospiza melodia melodia is the source of this 1964-nucleotide messenger RNA. RefSeq names its product peptidylprolyl cis/trans isomerase, NIMA-interacting 1 (gene PIN1). Gene Ontology annotation, cellular component: nucleus; cytosol. Lineage: Eukaryota; Metazoa; Chordata; Aves; Passeriformes; Passerellidae. Gene Ontology annotation, molecular function: protein binding; peptidyl-prolyl cis-trans isomerase activity. Bases 21 to 491 code for a protein of 156 amino acids. The record is from RefSeq and is a predicted model, not a curated record. The transcript has 4 exons.